GGGCGUUGAAAUCGAGACCAUAUCGCCAGGAGACGGCGGGACAUUUCCAAAAAAGGGCUAGACAUGUGUUGUUCACUAUAUUGGAAUGUUGCAGAAUGGAAAGAAGUUUGAUUCUUCCAGAGACCGAGGCAAGCCUUUCAAAAUCAAGUUUGGCAAGCAGGAAGUAAUUAAAGGUUGGAAAGAAGGCGUAGCACAGAUGAGUUUGGGGCAAAGGGCAAAACUGACCUGUACUCCCGAUGUGGCAUACGGUGUAACAGGUCACCCAGGAGUCAUCGCAGCCAAUGCCACCCUUAUCGAGCUGCUGAAGUUGGAGUGAAGAAUUCCUUCGUUGAUAUUUGGUUUCAAGGGAUGCCAUAGGGAGUCCUGGGUAUCAAUACAGUGGAAUCGAUCUUCAAACUGACUUCUGUGAGCCACUGA
Molecule: messenger RNA, 417 nt
Organism: Hemiscyllium ocellatum (epaulette shark)
Lineage: Eukaryota; Metazoa; Chordata; Chondrichthyes; Orectolobiformes; Hemiscylliidae
Product: peptidyl-prolyl cis-trans isomerase FKBP1B-like
Exons: 1
Coding region: 86-316 (76 amino acids)
Molecular function (GO): peptidyl-prolyl cis-trans isomerase activity
Source: RefSeq, a predicted model, not a curated record